This is a messenger RNA of Gadus morhua (Atlantic cod), 1493 nucleotides long. It is a transcript of the gene lin37, whose product is annotated as lin-37 DREAM MuvB core complex component. Bases 217 to 954 code for a protein of 245 amino acids. Gene Ontology annotation, biological process: negative regulation of transcription by RNA polymerase II. Gene Ontology annotation, cellular component: transcription repressor complex; Myb complex. NCBI's taxonomy places the organism in Eukaryota, Metazoa, Chordata, Actinopteri, Gadiformes, Gadidae. The transcript is spliced from 11 exons. The record is from RefSeq and is a predicted model, not a curated record.
AAGCUAGUAGGCUAACCCAGCUAGCUCUACAACGGUAACGAUAUCUGACUAAGAAAGCUUCAUAUGAGCCAUUUAUCUGAUUGUCUUUUAUUGAAUCGUGAUUGCUUCCGAGCGUGGAAAUAAAAAUAUAAUAUUGCUGGCUUCCUCGCCAUCAGCAAAGGAAACUUGACAUAAUCUCGAUUUGUUGUUAAAUAUCCCAGCUUUGAUGAGAUCACCAUGCACCACCUCAAGAUCAAGACGGAGAGACCUGAUCAAGAGGGGAGUGUUGCUCGCAGUCGCUUGGAUGCCGUCUUGCAGGUUCUGGUUGAAAAGAAUGACACUGAGAGUGAGCAGAACGAAGACGAUGCUGGGAAGAUGACAGCAGACUCUCUCAACAAGGACUUGUCUCCUUUGUCUGCUGGAAAACGAUCAUCGUCUCGGUUCCCUCAGCAUCGACGGAAGAAGAGAAAGGAAAUGGAGGAUGGCCUACCAGAGAGCAAUCAGCUCAAACAGAACACGUACGUCAUCAAGCUGUUUGACCGCAGCGUGGACCUGGCCCAGUUCAACACCAGCAGCCCGCUCUACCCCAUCUGCCGCGCCUGGAUGAGGAACAACCCCGCCGCCCCUGAGCAGCCGGCGUCCCCGGGCCCCCCGGAGCCCCCCGGGGGGGGGGAGGAGAUAACCGACAUGCUGAACGGGAAGCCCCAGGGUGUGUACAGCCUCCCUCCGCCCACCCCCUGCCCCGUCAGCCUGUCGGGACAACCCCUGAACCUCAGGGUCCCGGCCACGGAGAAGCCCACCGUAUCCAAGCUGGCUGUGGAUCAGUUUCCUGUUCCCGGCGCCCUCCUUUGUGACCACAUGGAACGAUGGAAAAAGAUACGACAAAAGUGGAAGGAAUCCUCCAACCGAAACCAGAUGAGAUACAGCGAGAGCAUCAAGAUCCUCAAGGAGAUGAAGGAGAUGUACGAUCAAUGAGUGUGAUUGUACAUCUCAACCACUAGGGGGCGACAACAGACGGAGACGGAGUAAUGGGAUAUUAGUCCACCAUGAAUCACAGCCACAAGGCAGCUGCCGUGGCUUCUAGAAGAUUUACAAGUAUAUUUCGAGCCUUCAGCCUUAAAGAGCUGAUAUUGGAUUUGGCCCUUGGGAGAAAUGGGUGUUCCCAUUGAGCUGAGAUUGUUUUGCUGUAUAAGAUAUAUUGGAUAGUAUGUGCUGUGGUAAGUGACCAAGUAGAUCCAACUAAUUUCAAUAUAUUUCCCCAGAAACAUUGAUGAUCACCCCUGCUACAUCCAGGUGCUAAACCACUCCCAUGAGAAAAUAACUAUCAUGGGCUUGAUAUACAAACAACAUGCAAACUAGCAAUGGGGACUAAUGCCGAGGUCAUGUGAGAUUCAAGGAAUAGCAUGUUUUAGUGGUGCUCGUUAACGUAUAUUUAAACUGAAAAACGACGUAUGGGCUGCUGCUCGAUGCUUUUUGUAUUUUUACAUGAAUUAAAAAUAAAUGUUUACAAAUAU